UAUAUGAUCAGAUUUCUAUCAUAUCAUAUCACACAAACCACUUCAAAUAACCUCAUUCCCACUUUAAUCAUAUAAAUAAAAAUGGUGAAAUUCUCAAAGGAGCUAGAAGCUCAACUAAUUCCAGAAUGGAAGGAAGCAUUUGUGAACUAUUGGCAGCUGAAGAAACAAAUAAAGAGAAUCAAACUCUCAAAAAUUCCAAAACAAAAUCACCAUGCGGAUGGAGAUUCCAUUUUCAAUUCUCUUUGUUUUAUGGUUAAGAAAAUCACCAGCAACUUUUCACUUGGUACAGACCAUGACAAUAUGAAUAUAAUUAAGGUGAGGAAGAAAAGCAUAAAAAGCAGCGGAGAAGAAAUAUACGAAACAGAGCUUGUAGAGUUAUUUUCGGAAGAGGAUGAGGUGAGGGUAUUUUUUGUGAGGCUGGAUGAAGAGCUAAAUAAGGUGAACCAAUUUUACAUAAAACAAGAGAAAGAGUUGAAUGAGAGAGGAGAAACACUAAACAAGCAGCUUCAAAUAUUGUUAGAGCUUAAGCAAAUUAUAAAUGAUCGGCGACACAAAAAUUAUCGCCCAACAAAGACUAAGACAAAUCAUUCUGAUACUUUUCCCCGUUCUCCACCUACGGAUUCCCAUUUCUCAGAAAGUUUUGGAGAAUCGGACGAUACAAAUUCAGAAAUUUCACAUACAGAUGAGAUAAUUGCAAGUUUAGAGAGAAAUGGUGUAAAUUUUGUGAAUUCAGCAACGAGGACAAAAACAAAGAAAGGAAAGCCUAAAAUGGCAAUGAGAAUUGAUCUUCCAGCUACCAAUGCAACUCGUGCAAUAACAGCUAUUACUAGCAUGUUGUGGGAGGAUUUAGUUAACAAUCCAACUGGGGAUUUUAUUCAUAAGAAAAAGAUUCAAUGUGCUGACAAAAUGAUUAGAAGUGCAUUUGUCGAGCUCUAUAGAGGCCUUGGCUUACUCAAAACUUACAGCUCACUGAAUAUGGUAGCAUUUUCAAAGAUACUAAAGAAAUUUGAUAAGGUGUCUUGUCAAAAAGCUUCUACAAGUUAUUUAAAAGAAGUGAAGAGAUCUCAUUUCGUUAGUUCUGAUAAGGUUGUUAGACUAAUGGACGAAGUGGAAUCCAUAUUCACAAAGCACUUCGCCAACAAUGACAGAAAAAAGGCAAUGAAGUUUUUAAGACCCCAACAACAUAAAGAUUCUCAUAUGGUCACUUUUCUUGUCGGGUUGUCUACAGGUUGUUUCGUGUCGUUGUUUUGUGUAUAUGCAAUUUUGGCUCAUUUAUGUGCUAUUUUCUCUCCUAAUAAUGAGUCGCCUUAUAUGGAAACUGUCUAUCCUGUUUUCAGUGUGUUUGCAUUGUUAAGCCUACAUUUGUUUAUGUAUGGAUGCAAUCUAUACAUGUGGAAGAGAACAAGAAUCAAUUACAAUUUCAUAUUUGAGUUCUCCCCAACCACAUCACUGAAGCAAAGAGAUGCAUUUUUAAUAUGCACUGCCUUAAUGACAACUGUGUUUGGAGCAAUGGUUGUGCACCUUCUUUUAAGGGCUGCAGGCUUUUCUCCUAACCAAAUUGAUUCCCUUCCUGGAAUAUUACUUCUGACUUUCAUAGCUCUUCUCAUUUGUCCAUUAGACAUUUUUUAUCGCCCGACUCGUUACUGCUUCAUCCGCGUCAUUCGCAACAUAGUCUGCUCUCCAUUUUAUAAGGUUCUACUAGUAGACUUUUUUAUGGCUGAUCAACUAACUAGCCAGAUUCCAUUGCUAAGGCAUUUGGAAACUACAAGUUGUAACCUUUUGGGUAGAGUUUUCAAAACACACCACCCUGAGACUUGCCAUUCUGGAAGACUAUAUAUGGAAAUAACUUAUAUCAUCUCAUUUUUGCCAUAUUAUUGGCGUGCUAUGCAAUGUGCAAGACGGUGGUUUGAUGAUGGCGAUGUGAACCAUUUGGCUAACAUGGGAAAGUAUGUUUCGGCGAUGAUCGCAGCAGGGGCUAGAGUAACAUACAGCAGACAAGAUAACCAUCUGUGGUUUGCAAUUGUCAUAAUCACUUCUGUGAUGGCAACAUGUUAUCAAUUGUAUUGGGACUUUAUCAAGGAUUGGGGAUUUUUUAAUCCCAAGUCAAGAAAUCCAUGGCUUAGAGAUGAUUUGGUUCUAAGGAGAAAAAGCAUAUACUAUAUGUCUAUUGCUUUAAACAUUGUCCUGAGGGUGACAUGGGUGGAAACUAUCAUGCAUUUCAACGUCGGACAUGUUCAGUCGCGGAUGCUAGAAUUUUUGUUAGCCGCACUUGAAGUUAUUCGAAGAGGACAUUGGAAUUUCUACAGGUUGGAAAAUGAGCAUCUCAAUAAUGUUGGUCAUUACCGGGCAGUGAAGACAGUUCCAUUGCCAUUUCGAGAGACAGAUUAUGACUAUUGAGGACUCAAUUAAAAUACAUGUAAAGUCGACCUGCAGAUGUGGCAUGCAAAAGAAAAGGAGUCAUAUUUUAUCAUUUAUCAGAAGCCUCGCAAUGCAAAAGGCGCAUCGUCGAUGAUAUUUUGAUGUCUGUCCUUUUGUUUAUCAUCUAUUUCUUUUUUUGUUCAACUGGUUUCAGCAAUAAGAGGCUUGUUUCUUUUUCAUCUACUACAAAUGUAAUCAACUUAACUAGUUGAAUGAGUACAAAAGAGAUUAUUUAUAGACCACAGUUAUUCCCAAGGAUUAGAAAUAUA
Molecule: messenger RNA, 2687 nt
Organism: Cicer arietinum (chickpea)
Lineage: Eukaryota; Viridiplantae; Streptophyta; Magnoliopsida; Fabales; Fabaceae
Product: phosphate transporter PHO1
Biological process (GO): cellular response to phosphate starvation
Cellular component (GO): membrane
Source: RefSeq, a predicted model, not a curated record